GCCUAGUGAUCAUCGCUCAUUGGUUAGCGGCGAAAUUUGAAAUACAACGCGCUCAUUGCAGUUGUGGCUGCGGAAGGAUGUGGACGAAAGUACGAUCAGGUGGUCACUAAAAAAGAAACGGAAAAAGAAUAUUUGUGCGUUUAACACCGCCGACAGGGUUUUGCUGCCCAGCAUUUCUACAGUAUCGAACUGCUAUCAUGCAGACCGCUGUGGAGAGCCUUCAGGUUCUCUAUGAUCAGCUGAGGACCCAGGUUGAUCUUCUCAACGAGAAUAUUGAACCCAACUUCAUCCAGCUGGCACAAAACUUUGAUGACUGUCGCCGCAAAUGGCUGAGGUCAGAGCAAGAACUGGGCUCGUGCAAGGAGGUGCUCACCAAAGCCGAAACCGAGAGAGCGUCGUUGGAGGUCAAGCUCAAACAUGCCCGCAACCAGGUCGAUGUCGAGAUCAGGCGCAGACAGAAGGCCGAGGCUGACUGUGAGAAGUUGGACCGUCAAAUUCAGCUGAUCCGGGACCUCCUGACUAGUGAGGGAUCCUCCAACAGCAUCCAGCUGAGUGCAGAGCAGCGCUCAGCGCUCGCCUUCCUGAACACAAACUCUCAGGCACCAGCCAACCUGAAUACCAGCCGAAGACUGACCACGAUAGAUGAGUCCGCCUCCAUCUUGUCAGAUAUCAGCUACGACAAAACGGAUGACUCCCUUGACUGGGACUCCUCCACUGUGAGGACAGUGCGUCUGAAGAAAAGAGAGAAACGGCGCUCAUCGAGAAACCAUGUCGAUGGUCCCCCGGUGGCCUCCAAGCGGUCUCGAUCAACAGGCAGAACUUCAGGGGUGGGCAACGAAACCCUUGUGACGAGGACCACAGUCACUGUUCCUGUGAAUGGAGGACCUGUUGAGGCCGUUUCUACCAUUGAGAGUGUUCCUUAUUGGACUCGCAGCAGGAGAAAGACUGCUGCCAUGGAGUGGGACUCUGAAUCUGUCCAGUCCGAGGAUGUCUUUAAGCAGCCUGGCAACCCAGAGGGUGAAAGAAAAGUGGCCCCAAGCACUCCGCAGAACCAAGGGGGCGGCCGUCUUCACGAGUUUGCCUCCAAAACGGUCAUUAAACCGGAAUCGUGUGUUCCUUGUGGAAAAAGGAUCAAGUUUGGCAAGAUUUCCCUGAAGUGCCGUGACUGCAGGGUGGUCUCUCACCCCGAGUGUCGCGAGCGCUGCCCUCUGCCAUGCAUCCCCAACCUUGGCGCCACACCAGUCAAAAUUGGGGAGGGUGUGCUUGCAGACUACGUGUCUGACUUGUCACCGAUGAUUCCACCUCUGGUAGUGCACUGUAUCAGUGAGAUCGAGCAAAGGGGCAUGCAUGAGGCCGGGCUCUACCGUCUGUCCGGUGCCGAUCGCACGGUGAAGGACCUGAAGGAGAAGUUUCUACGCAGCAAAACUGUUCCCGUGCUCAGCAAGGUGGACGACGUCAAUGCCAUCACUGGGCUCCUCAAAGACUUCCUGAGGAACCUCAAGGAGCCUCUCCUCACCUUCCGCCUCAACCGUGCUUUCAUGGACGCAGCCGAGGUUUCUGAUGAUGACAACAGCAUAGCUCUGAUGUACCAAACCAUCAGUGACCUGCCACAGCCCAACAGAGACACGCUGGCUUUCUUAAUCCUUCACCUUCAGAGAGUCGCUGUCAGUCUGGACACAAAGAUGAACAUCAGCAACUUGGCUCGAGUGUUUGGACCGACCAUUGUGGGUCAUGCAGUUCCCAACCCUGACCCCAUGACAAUCCUACAGGACACCAAACGUCAACCCAGGGUCGUGGAGCGUCUGUUGGCUCUGCCCGUGGAUUACUGGAUCCCGUUUGUGAAUGCAGGGAGCUAUCCGCCCAACUUGGACCACCUGGUCAUUGAGAACGGAAACUGCUACGCCACCCCCGAUAGAAUGAGCAUGCUGGGACCUCUGACUACUCCGGAGCACCAGCUCAAUAAAACCCCCUCCUCCAGCUCCCUGUCUCAGCGCAUGAUGUCCUCUCUGACCCCCAGAUUUGGGAGCAAGAGCAAAUCGGCAAAUCAAAUUGGACUUUCUCGUCAAGGGAAAUUCUUUGCAUCUCCACUGCUUAAAUAAUCCAAAGCGGCUUCACUUUUCUUGACACAAUAACGACCAAUGAAUGCUUUCUUUGCAUUUAUGCGGAACAUAUAUUACGGUACCGCUUUGAACACGUCUGUAAACGCCUUCAGACUCCAAGUCUUUAGUGUUUUUUGCCAGUCAGUUGUAUUUUGCGUGUUUGUAAAAUGAUUAUUUUUUUUUAACCUAUCUAUGCACAGUUGUGUGUCUUCAGAGCAAAAUGUUUAACAAGACAUUACGCUCUCACCUCUUCACACGUGGAAAUCCGCUGUUUAUUACUCUUUAUGAGAAGAAUUCCUAGAUGAAAAUAUGUACUGUAUAUGCAGUUAUUGUGACCUGCUUCUAAAUUCAGUUCUUUCUUUAGACAGUGUUUCAACUCAUGUGUCACUCAGAAGUUGAAUAACUGAUUCUCAAGCAUUUCAUUCUAGACUUGUAAUUGAAUGUUUGAUUGCUAGUAACAUUAUCUUUGAAGUUUUUUUUUUUUUUUGUUUAUGUUCCAUUUAUUUUGUGUUUUAGUUGUCGUUUAAAAGCUCGACUCAGUGUGAGGUUGUUGAUUGGCAUUAAUCUCUUGAACAGAAACUCUGUUUUUAAUAUCUUCACUUGCAGUUGUUAGUCCGGUCAGUGAAUAUCAGGAAUGUAUUCUAGUUAAGACUUUUAAUUUCUGCCAGUUCAUUUUGUUUGUCUAAUGUUUAUUGCUCUCUGUAAUGUUUGUACUCCGGGUGGCUGCUCAUGAGCAGUCCCAUGCAAAAGGCAAUUACCUUGUAAGAUUAGCCAGUUCCGUAGUCGUGGCAUUAUUGGUUCAACUAUUGGCACACAUUUUGUACACGCUAGAAUUCAUGUUACUUUUAAAAUACACAUCUAACCUUUUCAA
Pungitius pungitius (ninespine stickleback) is the source of this 2970-nucleotide messenger RNA. RefSeq names its product Rac GTPase activating protein 1 (gene racgap1). The record is from RefSeq and is a predicted model, not a curated record. The coding region runs from base 198 to 2099 and encodes 633 amino acids. The transcript is spliced from 17 exons. Lineage: Eukaryota; Metazoa; Chordata; Actinopteri; Perciformes; Gasterosteidae. Gene Ontology annotation, molecular function: GTPase activator activity. Gene Ontology annotation, biological process: Rho protein signal transduction; mitotic spindle midzone assembly; mitotic cytokinesis. Gene Ontology annotation, cellular component: midbody; nucleus; spindle midzone.